Molecule: messenger RNA, 3071 nt
Organism: Myripristis murdjan (pinecone soldierfish)
Lineage: Eukaryota; Metazoa; Chordata; Actinopteri; Holocentriformes; Holocentridae
Gene: lpcat3
Product: lysophosphatidylcholine acyltransferase 3
Exons: 13
Coding region: 142-1542 (466 amino acids)
Biological process (GO): phosphatidylcholine biosynthetic process; lipid modification
Cellular component (GO): membrane
Molecular function (GO): lysophospholipid acyltransferase activity; 1-acylglycerophosphocholine O-acyltransferase activity
Source: RefSeq, a predicted model, not a curated record
GGAGAAUCAAAUAGUUUGAGGUUGUUUCCAGGGGGGAGGACGCUAGGAAGACAGGGGUCAGAUAUAAGCUGUGCGUGUUUGUCUGCUGUAAAUCCAGAUUUACUGAGCCGUCACCGAGAGACACUUCCGCCCACAAAAAAGAUGGCGGCUCCCUUGAUGGAGAAACUGUCGGAGUCCUUAGGUUCCCCAGAACCGGCGGUUCGGCUCAUUUUGUCUGUUUUAAUUGGGUAUCCUUGUGCUCUGGUGUACAGACAGUUUCUCUUCCAUCAGCCGGCCACCACAGUUCACUUGUUCCACACCUUUUCUGGACUGGCUCUAGCAGCGUUUAACUUUGCAGGCUCGCAGAUCUGUCACUCUGCAAUAUGCAUCCUUGUCCAGUUCCUGAUGCUGAGGCUCAUGGGAAGGACGAUAACAACUAUCCUGAGCAGUUUUAGCUUUCAAAUGCUAUACCUGUUAGCAGGCUAUUACUACACAGCCACAGAGGAGUAUGAUAUCAAAUGGACCAUGCCUCAUUGUGUCCUCACACUCAAACUUAUUGGUUUGUCAUUUGAUUACUAUGACGGCGGGAAGAAACCAUCCGAGCUGAAUGCAGAUCAGCAGAAGGCAGCCCUGCCCUCUGUGCCCUCUCUGCUGGAGGUGUAUGGCUUUUCCUACUUCUAUGGAGGCUUCUUGGUGGGACCCCAGUUUACACUGCGCAGCUACCAGAGGCUGGUGGCAGGGGAGCUCACCGACUGUCCUGGAAAGCCCCCCAACAGUGUUAUACCUGCUAUGAAGCGGUUUGCCCUGGGUCUCCUGUGCCUGGUUAUAUACACAAUAUUCAGUCCACAUUACCCAGACAGUUACUACUUAACAGACGAGUACGAGGCUCAGCCGUUCUGGUAUCGCUGUGUGUUCAUUCUCAUUUGGGCUAAAAUCAUCCUGUAUAAAUACGUCAGCUGUUGGGUCAUAGCGGAGGGUGUAUGUAUACUCUCUGGACUAGGCUACAAUGGUGUAGGAGAGGAUGGAGAGCACAAGUGGGACGCUUGUGCCAAUAUGAAAGUGUGGCUGUUUGAAACGACACCACUCUUCACAGGAACCAUCUCUUCAUUUAAUAUAAACACCAAUUCCUGGGCAGCCAGGCACGUGUUCAAGCGGUUGAAGUUCCUGGGCAAUAAGAUCGUGUCUCAGGUGGCCACGCUGCUCUUUCUGACCAUCUGGCACGGCCUGCACUCUGGCUACAUCAUGUGCUUCUCCAUGGAGUUCAUCAUCGUCUAUGUAGAGAGACAGGCCCAGGCACUGGUGAGGGACAGCCCCUUGCUGACCAGGCUUGCCAACAGCUGGCUAUACCCCCUCAUCUAUAUAGUGCAGCAGUUCAUCCACUGGCUCUUCAUGGGCUACCCACUGGUGCCGUUCUGCCUCUUCACGUAUGACAAAUGGCUCAAGGUGUAUUCGUCCGUCUAUUUCUGUGGUCACAUAUUCUUCUUCACAGUUUAUUUAAUCUUGCCAUACCUCCGUAAGCUGCUGGUGCCUAAGAGAGAGCGGAGUGAGAAAAAGCAGGACUAAAACUUCACAUGGUCUCUCUCUGGCUGGAUAUCCACCCAGGAUGCAAUUGAAGGGAACUGUGACUUUUAAGGAGCAGAUUGGAAAAUAUUUCAAGGCCUUUAGUAAUACAUAUUAUAUGUCCAUGUAAAAAAAAAAAUCUUUCUAUAUAUUUUUGUGUUUCAAAUGGGGUGGGUGUUUUUACAAGCAUUUGCUGAAAAGUUUACGGGAAAUGACCAUUGUGCCACAUGGGUAAUUGUGAGCCAAUCAGGGGUGAUUUCCUGUUUGUUUAUUUUCAUUUUUUUAAAAGACAUGUGGGUUGAACUCGAGUUGAACCUGAGACUUAAGUAUUGUCUACACAGAAUUGCACUCACCAAGCACGGGUUCAGAGUCAGCCGGUGGCUCUGAUAUGUUUUGUUCCGUUUUUCUGUGUCACCUCAAGCCCCCGCAUUUAGCAGAGAGCGUUCACAGGACCAAGGUUUCGGCACAACGACGAUGUAUUUGGCACUUUCAAAUGUAAUAAUACAACAUGCAUACAGCUUGUUGCGAAAGAGAGACUGCUGCUCAGACGAGAAUAAUAAUAUUCAGGGGCGUCAUUUGUUGAAAAUGGCUGCCCACCAGUCAUAACAAAGCACUGUAAGUCACACUGUACUCUUAACACUCAACUCAAAAUGGCCUUGUAUUAUCAAUGAAUGUUUUUACAUUACUUCUGGUUUUAAUUUGAUUUAAAAGAUUUUUUCUUUGUGAUCAAAAACUUGAUUUUAUAGAAAUUAAGGAAGUUUUAUGGAGAAAAAAAGAAGGAGAAUUUUGUAGCUUUGGAUAAGAUUUCACGGAAGGAUUUGCAUUGUUCUUUUAAUUCUUAAUCCUAAUCACUUUGUACAGCUUCUCCUGCCAUCCCUCCUAGUCUCUCUGUUUACUUCACGCCCCACUUAUCUGUCUGCCUUGACUCAAACCCAGCCCCCAGCCUGGACUCUCUAGAUCUGGAAGGACCUGAAUAAUAGUGUGGUAACUGCCCUCACCUUGCACUCUGCCAGGCCAGAGAGUCACAGUUAGGUUUUAUCCUGUCCUCUCAGAUCUCAGUAACUGGGGCAAAGACUGUUUGGGGAAUUUAGGGAUUGUUUAAUUUUGAACUGGAAAACAAAAAAAGAAACUUUCAUUAUGGAUACCCAUGGUCUGUUCCUUCUUUUUUCUUUUUCUUUUUUUUUUUUUUAAAUAGCAGUUGGUAAAUGAGAAGUGUGAGUCCCACUCCACGAUAGGAAUGCUUCUGUUUUGGGCUGGACAGUCUGAUCCAUGGUGUGAGGGCUGGCACGGACACUGCCACCCUUUCAGAUGCAGAGACACAUGGGGAGGACAUCACCUCACUGUAGCAACAGCCCAUUUUAGUAAUAUUUAUACAUGACAUGGUGAUUAUUAAUUGAUGUGAAUUAUUAUUUCAAGAGACUACUUCUUGCCUUAUUCCUACCAAAUGUACAAAGCAAAACAAAAAACGGGGAAAAAGUAAUUUUAAAUACAUUUUUGUAUUGUUCAUUAAAAUGCUGGAUUUCAAAAACCAA